Molecule: messenger RNA, 2909 nt
Organism: Dioscorea cayenensis subsp. rotundata (Guinea yam)
Lineage: Eukaryota; Viridiplantae; Streptophyta; Magnoliopsida; Dioscoreales; Dioscoreaceae
Biological process (GO): double-strand break repair via nonhomologous end joining; protection from non-homologous end joining at telomere; interstrand cross-link repair
Molecular function (GO): damaged DNA binding; protein binding; 5'-3' DNA exonuclease activity
Source: RefSeq, a predicted model, not a curated record
UGAGAAUUGCCCCCAAAAAUUUGUUCUUUCAAUCCAGUGAAACUGAAACCCUAGAAAUGUCAGACAGCGACGAUGGCGAUUUCCAGAUUCCCUUUCGAGUGAUCUCCAAAUCCCAGCCUCUGAAGCAAUCCAAUGGAGCUCCGGUGCGGAAGCGAUUGAAGUUGCCGUGUCGGAUUGGGAAGGAGAAUCGAGGAGGAGCUUCGCAAUGUCCUGGCUGGGAGGAUGAAAGAGGGAGAACUCAAAGACCAAAGCUUUUGGCUCCGAGAGCAUCGAAACUGGGAGAAGGGUCAGGGAUUGGUGGCGCAGUAUCCUCAAAAAGCGAUUUUGAUCGGAAGAAUGAUACGGAAGAGGAAAGGUUUGAUAUUUCGAGCUCAAAUGAAUUGAAAGUAGUUGAGAGUUUGGAAUCAAAUGUAUCUGAUUUUGUGCGAGAUGGGCAGGCUCAUGGUGAUGAUUUGAAGGUUCAUGAAUUUGAGGGUUGCGGUGAAAAGGAUGGGUUGGAAAUCGGGAAGAGUAGUUACUACUCAACAUCAGUGGAGGCCAGGCUUUUGGGUUUGAUAUCAAAGCCUGCAUCCAUGAAAUAUAAGGAUGGUUGCUUGGAAGAGGAUGGCUUUGAGGAUUUUGAGCUUGGUUCUCAGCUAAAUGAGCUAAUGAACCUGUGCUGUGAGACUAGCGGAAUUCAUGAUUCUAAUAAUUUAGAGGUUGGGGCAUAUGAAUCCCGAGGAAGUGGCCUUCGAGUGGAUUGUCCCUUGUGUGGUUUUGAUAUUUCAGAUUUGAGUGAGGAGCUUCGACAUGCUCACACAAAUGAUUGUUUGGAUGGAAGGCAUAAGGAUUCUAGUCCAAAUGAAGUGCGUUUGGAUGAAUGUAGAGUCAGUUCUGAUUGUAGAGCUCAUGAUGAGUUUUUAGAAGAGGAGGACUGGAGGAAUGCAACACUAGAAAAGUAUAUACUCUCAUACUCCAAGAUGAGUGAUGAAGGUAGCUCUGGGUUAGGGACAAAUGAUAACGAUAUCAAACUCGACAUAUCUGGUAAACAAGUUAAUAUUCUGGUUGAGUGUCCCAUGUGCGGAACUGAUAUUUCAAAGCUCAGUGAAGAGCUUCGGCAUAUUCACACAAAUGGUUGUCUUGAGGAAAGAGAAAUUUGUAGAACAAGUCCAGUUAAAUCUCAGGGGGAUGCUUUUGGAGAGCUGGAGUCUGACAAUGCUAGAGAUUUGUCAAUCAGUGAAUUUUCAGUGGUAGAAGAAGAGAAUGCUUUAUCUAGAAUUGACAUCUCAAAAGGGAGUGGUGGGAUUGUUGAUACAUCAGUAAUACAAAGGGGUUGCUUGGUUGAAUGCCCAUUAUGUGGAACUGAUAUUACAGGAUUGGGUGAAGAACUCCGACUGGCGCACACCAAUGCUUGUCUGGACAAAGGUGAUAAUACGCAGGUGACAAAUUCUAAUGGUCAAGUAAAAUCUAAUUCACUUGGGCAAGUAGUGGAUGCCAACCCUGUGCUUGAAUGGCUGCGAUCAUUAGGCUUAUCAAAGUAUGAAGAAGCAUUCAGUAGGGAAGAAAUUGAUUGGGAUACAUUGCAGUGGCUAACAGAAGAGGAUCUACUUAGUAUUGGCAUCAGUGCCCUUGGACCUAGAAAGAAGAUUGUCCAUGCACUCAAGGAGCUCAGAAACAGAAACAAUCAUACUGAAGAGAAAGAAAGUGAAGCUUCUCAUUCUUCUUCUUGCAAUGCUAACAUGAAAUUAUCCUCAACAGAUAAUAAACUGAUCACAGAAUACUUCCAAGGUCCAAAGGUGGACAGGAAGACUGUUUGCAGCCAUAACAAACAACUUACUGUGACGGAAAAAGGUAGCAAUGAUUCAGCUCGCAAGAAGGUUGGUGUUAGGAAAAGUUCCAGUAUUUCGAAAAGUAAAGAUACACCAGCUUGGUGUUGCAUACCAGGAACUCCAUUUCGAGUGGAUGCCUUUCGUUAUUUAAGAGGUGAUUGCAGUCAUUGGUUUCUUACACACUUUCACAUAGACCAUUAUCAGGGUCUUACAAGGAGUUUCUGCCAUGGGAAAAUCUAUUGCUCCUCUAUUACAGCACAUCUUGUAAACUCUAAACUUGGUGUACCAUGGGAUAAACUUCAAGUCUUACCCAUCAACCAAAAAUUUACUGUUUCCGGUGUCACUUUGACAUGCUUUGACGCAAACCAUUGCCCUGGGUCUAUAAUCAUACUGUUUGAGCCAUCCAAUGGUAAGGCAGUACUGCAUACUGGUGAUUUCCGUUUUUCUGAGGAAAUGGCUAGCAAUUCCAUUUUACAGUCAUGUCACAUCAACACUCUCAUCCUUGACACUACUUACUGCAAUCCUCAAUAUGAUUUUCCAAAACAAGAGGCAGUAAUACAAUUUGUUAUUGAGGCUAUUCAAGCAGAGACUUUCAACCCAAAGACUCUUUUCCUUAUUGGCACUUACACAAUUGGAAAAGAAAAACUGUUUAUAGAAGUUGCUCGAUUGCUGAGAAAGAAAAUAUAUGUUGGUGCCUCCAAAUUGCGCUUACUGAAAUGCUUGCAACUACCUGCUGAGGAUAUGCAAUGGUUUACUGUAAAUGAGAUGGAAAGCCACAUUCACGUUGUUCCUAUGUGGACAAUAGCAAGCUUUAAACGGCUAAAGCAUUUAUCCAACCAAUACCAUGGCCGAUUUAAUCUUAUUGUUGCAUUUUCCCCUACUGGUUGGACAUUUGGAAAAGGAAAGAAGAAGACUCCUGGAAGAAGAUGGCAACAGGGAACUAUAAUCAGAUAUGAAGUUCCUUACAGUGAGCACUGCAGUUUUUCAGAGUUGAGAGAAUUUGUGAGGUUUAUAUCUCCUGAUCAUAUCAUCCCCAGUGUAAACAAUGAUAGCCCAGAAACAGCAAAUGCCAUGAUUUCUCAUCUCAUCUCUGAUCCAUGA